Molecule: messenger RNA, 1024 nt
Organism: Umbelopsis ramanniana AG
Lineage: Eukaryota; Fungi; Mucoromycota; Umbelopsidomycetes; Umbelopsidales; Umbelopsidaceae
Exons: 3
Coding region: 36-797 (253 amino acids)
Biological process (GO): nucleobase-containing compound metabolic process
Molecular function (GO): ATP binding
Source: RefSeq, a predicted model, not a curated record
CCGUCAUUGAAGCAUUCCUUUUCAUUCCCCAUACCAUGUCGCACACAAGGAUAUUCAGAGUGGCUAUCGACGGACCAGCUGCCUCGGGAAAAAGCACUACUGCUAAAUUGUUAGCAGAGAAGCUAGGAUUCGGGUACAUUGAUUCCGGAGCCAUGUACAGAGCGAUAACGUUCAAAUGUUUGCGCAUGGGUAUAUCUCCAGCCGAUCCUAAGAACGCUACGGAAAUCGGCAAGCUUGCUGCAGCAACCACUAUCACAUUCCCCAACAUGACAUCUGUCAUUCUCGAUAAGAAAGAAGAUAUCUCUUCAGAAAUUCGGUCCUCCACCAUUACAUCCAACAUAGGUGGCGUUGCCGCUAACAAGAAGGUGCGAGAGGCACUUGCUGAAAUGCAACGAGGAUUGGCUCGUGGCGAUUACCCAGAAACCUUUGAAGGUAGAAAAGGCGUCACGCACCAUGGUAAAUCCAUCAUGGGAAUGGUCAUGGAUGGACGUGAUAUCGGUACCGUCAUCCUACCCGAUGCCGAGCUCAAAGUCUUCCUCAUCGCCGACAGUCAAAUACGAGCGCAACGUCGGUACGAUGAAAUGGUCAAGAGAAAUAAACUGGAGUCAGGCGAGACGGUGGAGAAGAUCAAGGCCGAAUUAGAGCAACGAGAUCACGAAGAUCGCACUCGAGAAGUCAGUCCAUUGAAACAGGCAAGCGACGCCGUCGAACUCGAUACAAGCUACCUUACCAUCCAACAACAAGUCGAUGCCAUUGAGAAAUUAAUCCUGGAUAGAAUGGAUCACUUUCAGGAAUAGACCAAAAAUUGCUCGUUUAUAUUAAACAGAAACAUGCCAAACAAAAAGAAAAUAAAAAAAAAAAAGGCCCAACAGAAAAUGGGGGAAAUUAAAUGUACAAGAAAUCUAUCACAUCGGAUAUUGUUUCAAUGGCCAUGCUCAAUAUUUAGUAUAGCAGGUAUAAACAUACCAAUCAAAACACAAGCAACUUCUGAACGCGUCAUCUUGUCACUAUGGCCGCCGUUGAC